AUGGGAAGAGAAAGAAUACAGCUUCUUGACGGAGGGAUGGGAACGACCCUCGAAUCAUCGGGAUAUGAAGUAUCGUCGGAACUCUGGGGAUCAGAAUUACUCUAUACUGAUCCUAAGGCAAUAUCAGACAUUCAUGAAGGAUACGUGAAAUCUGGAGCUGAAUUGAUCGAAACUUCAACAUAUCAACUGAAUUCCACGAAUCUAUCUUCCUAUCUAUCAUCUUCGACAUCCCUUACUCGUUCUGAAUGCGCAAGAGAAUCAAGUAGGAUACUUCGAACUUCUGUUGAUUUAGUCCAUCAAUCACUUUGUUCAUCUUCUGAGUCUUCUGAGUCUUCAUCCUCGACCAAACCCAAAUCCAAACGUGCUUCCUAUCCAGGUGCAGGUGUGGUUUUCUCUUGUGGUCCGUACGGAUCAUCGUUACGUCCCGGUGCGGAAUAUUCAGGUUUAUACCCUCCUCCUUAUGGUCCUUCACUCACCACCAACUCCUUUCCCUCGUCCCCUAUCACUCCUUCAAACACACCUCCUCCGCCAUCAAAAGAAGAAGAGGAAGCUACAGAAUUAUUGAGCAAUUACCAUCUGUCAAAGUUGAUGACAGUAGCAACACAUGAAGAUACUUGGAGGAAAAUAGACUGGAUAGCAUUUGAAACUAUUCCUGUUUUACAUGAGAUCAAAGCUAUUCGGAGAACUAUGAACAAGCUGCAAGGUAUCCUCCGAGAAAGAUAUCCUGAAUCUUUUUCCAGCUCUGAUGCAGGCCAAACUCAGCCGCAAUUAUCGGACGCAGAGGAGUGUGAAAGAGAAAGUCAAACAGAAUGGUAUAAUAAGAAAUACUGGAUAACAUGUGCAUUUCCAAAUGGUCUACAUCCUCAACACGUCUCUAAUUCUUCAUCAGAUUCGAAUUCAAAUUUAGACUCUAGCUCAAAUCAUCAUGUUUCUGUCAGAGAUCUGGUAAACGUUCUGCUGGAUGAACAGAAUGACCAAAGUAUACCUAAUGGAAUAGGAAUUAAUUGUACGAAUCCCUUAUAUCUCUGUUCCCUUAUCAAGCAAUUCAACGAGUCUACUGGAUCUCACAAUUUCACUCAAACGGAAGCUCUCAACAAGAACAAGAACAAAGACAAGGGGAUAACAUUCGUACUUUAUCCCGAUGGCGGAUUAGUAUAUGACGUUAACACUAGAACGUGGUCAACUCCAUCCAACGGUCCUAGUAAUGCCAGCGAAUGGGCAAAAGGGAUAUACGAAGUUGUUCAAUCAAUAGAGAGUGCGAAAUCCCAUCAAGGGACUUAUAUUUGGGAUGGUGUGAUCGUCGGUGGUUGUUGUAAGACUUCCUUUGAAGAAAUAAGUGCUUUAAGGAAAUUGAUUGAUCAAUAA
Kwoniella shivajii is the source of this 1365-nucleotide messenger RNA. RefSeq lists its product as uncharacterized. Gene Ontology annotation, biological process: S-methylmethionine cycle. NCBI's taxonomy places the organism in Eukaryota, Fungi, Basidiomycota, Tremellomycetes, Tremellales, Cryptococcaceae. The coding region runs from base 1 to 1365 and encodes 454 amino acids. Gene Ontology annotation, molecular function: S-adenosylmethionine-homocysteine S-methyltransferase activity. The transcript is spliced from 3 exons. The record is from RefSeq and is a predicted model, not a curated record.